ACUUCAAAAUGGCCACUGGUAGCAGCUUACUUGGGGUUUAACAGAGGUUUUCCCUUCUGGCCUCUCCGUCUUCGCUCUCUAGUUGGCUCAGACCCUUAUCUCCUCCACUCCGCCACCGAAAAUGGCUUCCACAGCCUCUAUGACCCACAGAGCUCAAUUUCAGUCCCCAACUUGGCCAUCAAAACCUUCCAAAAUCAUCAGAAUUCACAAACCCUACAAAAAUCUCCAUUUCCUCUCUGUACCAAUCAACCAUUCUCUGUCUACUCCUCUAGUUUCUUCCUUUUCUUUCCCUCUUAUUCCCAAAUUCCCUCGUAAUCUACUCCCCUUUCACCCCGUACAAGAUGCUACUGAGGAGCAUAUCCUCGAAGACAUCGAGAAUUCCAUGAGAAAUCAUCCAAAUCUUGAAAAUUUGAUCAAACUGGAAUUACCCAGUAGCCACAAUCGCCAAAUUAUAUGUCCAGAAUCGUCUAAAAGAGUUUUUAUAGAAGAUCCUCCCUGGAUUUCUGCCCUUUUUUUCAAGGGACUGUAUAAGAUAGCUAAUCGAGAAUUGAAGGUAGAGUUCAAAGAUAUUGAGAAGAGAAAGUAUAAUUUACUUAGGCGGCGGCAAAUUAGACAAGAGACUGAGGCGUGGGAGAGAAUGGCGGAAGAAUAUAGGAGUUUAGUGAGGGAAAUGUGCGAGAGGAAGUUGGCACCAAAUUUGCCAUAUGUCAAGGGACUGUUUUUGGGGUGGUUUGAGCCCUUGAAAGAGGCUAUAAAGAAGGAGCAGAAUCUGCAGAGGUCGAAGAAACAGAAGGCGGCAUUUGCUCCCCAUAUUGAGUUGCUGCCAGCAGAUAAGAUGGCAGUGAUCGUCAUGCACAAGAUGAUGGGGCUGUUAAUGGUUGGUCAUGAAGAUGGGUGUAUACCAGUUGUCCAGGCUGCGGUGAAAAUUGGUAUGGCCGUAGAGCAGGAGGUUAGGAUCCAUAAUUUCUUGGAAAAAACCAAGAAUUUCCAAAGAAAUAAGAAAACAACUGAUGCUCAACAGAAUCUGGGAAGAGAGAAGGAGAUACUUAGAAAACGUGUUAAUAAUUUGAUUAGAAGGAAAAGGCUUACUGAGGUGCAGAAGCUGGUGAAAAAUGAAGAAAUGAAACCUUGGGGUCGAGAUACUCAGGCUAAGCUGGGAAGUUGCCUUGUAGAACUGUUAACUGAAACAGCUUUUGUUCAACCCCCAGUUAACCAGUCAGCAGAUAGUCCACCUGAUGUUCGACCUGCAUUUCGGCACAGAUUUAAAACUAUAACAAAUAAUCCAGGGCAAAAGAUUGGGAAGAAAUAUGGGGUUAUAGAAUGUGAUCCCCUCAUUCUCAGUGGACUUGAUGGAUCUGUUAAUCAUAUGUUGAUUCCUUAUUUUCCAAUGCUAGUACCUCCGAAAAAAUGGAAAGGGUAUGACAAGGGUGGACACUUUUUCUUGCCUUCCUAUAUCAUGCGUACUCAUGGAUCUAGGAAGCAACAAGAUGCCCUUAGGAGGGUUCCUGCAAAAAACAUGCAGAAAGUAUAUGAGGCCCUCGAUACACUUGGAAACACAAAAUGGAGGGUGAACAGAAGAGUACUUAAUGUGGUGGAAAGCAUAUGGGCAAGGGGAGGCAAUGUAGCUGGCUUGGUUGACCGUGCAGAUAUUCCAGUACCAGAGAAACCACUUUCAGAGGACUUAACUGAGAUUCAGCAGUGGAGGUGGAGUAUGAGGAAGGCGAAAAAGAUAAACCGGGAAAGGCAUUCUCAGCGAUGUGACACUGAACUGAAGCUUUCUGUGGCACGAAAACUGAAAGAUGAGGAGGGCUUUUAUUAUCCUCACAAUCUUGAUUUUCGAGGACGUGCAUACCCUAUGCAUCCACAUUUGACUCAUCUGAGUUCUGAUCUUUGUCGAGGAAUUCUUGAAUUUGCAGAAGGACGACCAUUGGGGAAGUCUGGGUUACACUGGCUGAAGAUACAUUUGGCAAACCUGUAUUCUGGAGGGGUUGAAAAACUGUCUCAUGAAGGGCGCCUAGCUUUUGUGGAAAAUCACUUGGAUGACAUAUUUGAUUCAGCAGAAAACCCCGUCCAUGGACAAUGUUGGUGGCUAACAGCUGAAGAUCCUUUCCAGUGCUUAGCAGCUUGUAUUAAUCUAUCGGAAGCCUUAAAGAGCUCAUCACCUCAUACUGUCAUCUCUCACCUGCCAAUCCAUCAGGAUGGAUCAUGCAACGGUUUGCAGCAUUAUGCAGCCUUGGGAAGAAACAGUCUGGAAGCUGCUGCUGUUAACUUGGUUGCUGGAGAAAAACCCGCUGAUGUUUAUACAGAAAUUGCUUUGAGGGUCCAUGAAUUAAUAAAAAGAGACAGCAGUAAGGACCCUGCUACCAAUCCAAAUGCUAUAUUAGCCAAGCUCUUAAUUGAUCAGAUAUUUGUGAAUUUUCAGGUGGAUCGAAAAUUGGUUAAGCAAACAGUAAUGACUUCAGUAUAUGGUGUCACUUACGUUGGGGCACGCGAGCAAAUAAAAAGAAGAUUAGAGGAGAAGGGUCACAUUACAGAUGAUAGACUGCUAUUUAGUGCAGCUUGUUAUACUGCUAAAGUGACAAUGACUGCUCUGGGAGAAUUGUUCCAAGCUGCACGUGAUAUAAUGAAUUGGCUUGGUGAUUGUGCAAAGGUUAUUGCUUCAGAAGAUCAACCUGUGCGGUGGACAACUCCUCUAGGUCUUCCUGUUCUGCAACCCUACUAUAAGAGUGAACGACAUCUUAUAAGAACUUCACUUCAGGUUUUGGCCCUUCAGCGGGAGGGUAGCUCGGUAGAGGUUAGGAAACAGAGAACUGCAUUCCCUCCAAAUUUUGUUCACUCACUUGAUGGUUCACACAUGAUGAUGACUGCUGUGGCAUGCAGAGAUGCUGAUUUGCGUUUUGCAGGUGUGCAUGACUCCUUCUGGACACAUGCGUCAGAUGUGGAUUUGAUGAAUCGAAUUCUGAGGGAAAAGUUUGUGGAGCUUUAUAGCACGCCAAUACUUGAAAAUUUGCUGGAGAACUUCCAGACGUCAUAUCCAACGCUGAAAUUUCCUCCUCUCCCAGAGCGAGGCAACUUUGACUUGCAAGAAGUUCUCAGAUCUCCAUAUUUUUUCAAUUGAUUCUCCACCAAGCAUCAACCUAGCAUACUUAAUCAGAAGCAUCAUUUCUUCUGUUUUCGGCGUAAGACUAGCGCAAGCAUUCCACAGGAAACUAAUGCGGCAUCAAGCUGACCUUUGAAGUGGGAAAUAGAAGCACAAGGUUGCUUCUCCAAGGACACAGAAAGGUUGUGAAACAGUUUUGGUACAACUGCACCUUCAAGGGCUUUCUUGAAAGACUAUUGUACAUGGUAAUCAGGAUCAACUGAUCUCCAGAAGUACACAUUAAAGGAGACAUUACCUACCUUCAGUUAAAUCAUAAGAUUGUUGAUUUCUAGUCAAAGGCGUGAUCUUCCAAAGACUAAUCAGCAGAAAGACAUUCAUAGAUGGAUUUCUUUAAGCGAUGAGGUAUAUAACACAAUACAUGAGGCAUAGUUUCUUUCUUCUCAGUUUUCUCCCCUCCCCUUGGCAGGCCCGUCACCCGAAAUCAGGCUACUUUUAUUGCUGUCAAUAGAUUUAAGAUCUUUCAUUUUUCCUCCAGCUUUUUGUUUAUCUGUAAAUGCUGUAUCAUGUAGGACGUGACGAGUCCAUUGACGUAUUAAUUUGUUAACUGUACUAGUUAUAGGAAAAAUAGCGAAGUCAGUCAAGACUUUGCUGAAAGAUAAUGCAAUAGAAAGAAAUAUGGAAAUUGGAUUGGUUCAUUA
This is a messenger RNA of Manihot esculenta (cassava), 3798 nucleotides long. Its product is annotated as DNA-directed RNA polymerase 3B, chloroplastic. Gene Ontology annotation, cellular component: mitochondrial DNA-directed RNA polymerase complex. The transcript is spliced from 19 exons. Gene Ontology annotation, molecular function: DNA-directed RNA polymerase activity; DNA binding. Gene Ontology annotation, biological process: mitochondrial transcription. The record is from RefSeq and is a predicted model, not a curated record. NCBI's taxonomy places the organism in Eukaryota, Viridiplantae, Streptophyta, Magnoliopsida, Malpighiales, Euphorbiaceae. Bases 122 to 3118 code for a protein of 998 amino acids.